Purpureocillium takamizusanense is the source of this 931-nucleotide messenger RNA. RefSeq names its product Sorbose reductase. Bases 101 to 931 code for a protein of 276 amino acids. Gene Ontology annotation, molecular function: oxidoreductase activity, acting on NAD(P)H, oxygen as acceptor. The record is from RefSeq and is a predicted model, not a curated record. Gene Ontology annotation, cellular component: intracellular anatomical structure. Lineage: Eukaryota; Fungi; Ascomycota; Sordariomycetes; Hypocreales; Ophiocordycipitaceae. The transcript is spliced from 5 exons.
GUAUAAAUUGCCCAUCAGAAAAUACCGAGAUUCUAGACGCCCGCAACUCUCACAGCUCCUCUUGACCCCCCUUGUCAUUGCCACAUCUUUCAUCUCCGCCAUGUCCAUGACUACUGACGACUGCACGGUCGUGCGGGAAGGGUUCCCGCGCCCAUUCCCAGACACCCCGUCCAAGGUUCUCGAGCAGUUCCGGCUGCACGGGAAAGUCGUCGUCGUCACUGGUGCCGCCGAUGGAAUUGGCCUAGCAGUGGCAGACGCCAUGGCGGAAGCCGGCGCAAAUGUUGCGCUGUGGUAUAACUCUAACGAUGCUGCCGUUCAAAGAUCGCAAGAGCUGGCGCGGGAAUACAGCAUCAAGGCUCUAGCGUAUAAGGUCGAUGUGUCCGACGCCGCUCAGGUUCAAAAGGCAGUCUCAGAGGUGGUACAUGACUUUCAGAAAAUUGAUGUCUUCAUCGCCAACGCCGGCAUGUCCAUCUCAAAGCCAAUCCUGGAACAGACUCUGGACGAAUACAGAAAACAGAUGUCUGUCAAUGUCGACGGCGUCGUCUUUUGCGCCAAGUAUGCCGGCGAAAUAUUCCGCAGGCAAGGAUUUGGCAACCUAAUCGUCACGUCCAGCAUGAGCGGCCACAUCGUCAAUGUUCCCGUGGACCAGCCUGUAUACAAUGCGACCAAGGCCUACGUUACACACUUUGCCAAGUCUUUGGCUCGCGAAUGGCGGGAUUUCGCUAGGGUCAAUAUCGUGUCGCCUGGAUUCUUCGACACGAAAAUGGGGGCUGGCCCGCUUGCGCUCAACGAGGCGUAUCGCAUGUCGGCGAUGGGAAGGCAGGGCCACGUCAAGGAGAUCAAGGGCUUGUACCUGUACUUGGCGAGCGAUGCUUCGACGUAUAUGACGGGUAGCGAUGUGCUCAUUGAUGGGGGUUAUGUACUGCCGUAG